AUGCCGCCCAAGUCCAAGAAGGCGCCCGCCGCAGCCAAGCCGGGCAAGCCCGCCAAGCGCGGCCCGCCCGCUGCCAUCCGCUACUAUCUGGUCCUCUUCAACUUUGUCUCGUUCUUCGGCUGGGUCAUUGUGCUCUCGACGCUCGUCAAGCACCUUGCGAUGGGCCCGCAGCCGUUCUCGCCGCCCGUCAAGUUCGCUGCCGACCUGCUCGCGCGCUUCCGCCUCGUCAAGAUCGGCAUCGUCAAGUCGUACUCGCACCUCUUCCCCGAGCCCAUCGCCGCGCUGCUCGAGCGCGCGUCCAACUCGCACACCUUUGUCGGCUCGGUCGUGGCGCUGGUCCAGUCGCUCGCCAUCCUCGAGGUGGUGCAUGCCGCCAUCGGCUGGGUGAGGAGCCCCGUCGCCACCACCGCCAUCCAGGUCGCCUCGCGCCUCUUCAUGGUGUGGGCCGUCUCGGAGCGUUACUCGCAGGCGUGGUCGAGCCCCUUCUACGCCUCCAUGGUGCUCGCCUGGGCCAUCACCGAGUGCAUCCGCUACCCAUUCUACGCCAACCAGCUGCUCGGCUCCGAAGGAUCCGGCCUUCUCUGGGCCCGAUACACCACCUUCUUCGUGCUCUACCCGAUCGGAGCUGCGUCCGAGGCCAUGUGCAUCCUCGCCACGCUUCCCAACAGCCUGCCCACAACCAAGCCGGGCGCGUGGGACCUGCGCGCCUACGUGUAUGCCGGCCUCUUUGUCAUCUGGUGGCCUGGUCUCUACGUCAUGUACACGUACAUGAUCAAGCAGCGCCGUAAGACCAUCGGUAAGGGCUUCUGGGGUGACAAGCUGGUCCAGCAGAUUGCCGACAAGAAGCAGCAGUAA
Molecule: messenger RNA, 855 nt
Organism: Moesziomyces antarcticus
Lineage: Eukaryota; Fungi; Basidiomycota; Ustilaginomycetes; Ustilaginales; Ustilaginaceae
Product: PTPLA-domain-containing protein
Exons: 2
Coding region: 1-855 (284 amino acids)
Biological process (GO): sphingolipid biosynthetic process; very long-chain fatty acid biosynthetic process; fatty acid elongation
Cellular component (GO): endoplasmic reticulum membrane
Molecular function (GO): 3-hydroxyacyl-CoA dehydratase activity
Source: RefSeq, a predicted model, not a curated record